UAUUUAAACUAUUAAACUGACAAUAUAAAAUUAAUAUUAAAUAUAAAAUAUUAAUUAAAACAAAWCCAUAAUGUCAUCAAGUAGUAGACCGGAAGAUCAUCGGCGAAAAUGGGACCGAGACGAGUACGAAAAGUUAGCCAGAAAGAGACUGAUGGACGAUCUCGACGACGAUCGUUCCAAGGACCUAUCACCAAUAAAAAGAGAAAUGCUCAAACAACGAGAUUACCGCGUAGACUUAGACUCAAAACUUGGAAAAAGUGUUGUAAUUACUAAAGCCACUCCUUCUUCACAAAGUGGAGGAUAUUACUGUAAUGUUUGYGAUUGUGUGGUUAAAGAUUCCAUUAAUUUUCUGGAUCAUAUAAAUGGAAAAAAACAUCAAAGAAAUUUAGGAAUGUCCAUGAAAAUUGAAAGAUCAUCAUUGGAUCAAGUUAAAAAAAGAUUUGAAACAAAUAAAAAAAAAAUGCAAGUCCAUGCUCAAAUGUUAACUAGUAAAUAA
Diuraphis noxia (Russian wheat aphid) is the source of this 496-nucleotide messenger RNA. RefSeq names its product zinc finger matrin-type protein 2. The record is from RefSeq and is a predicted model, not a curated record. Gene Ontology annotation, molecular function: zinc ion binding; nucleic acid binding. NCBI's taxonomy places the organism in Eukaryota, Metazoa, Arthropoda, Insecta, Hemiptera, Aphididae. Gene Ontology annotation, cellular component: spliceosomal complex; U4/U6 x U5 tri-snRNP complex. Gene Ontology annotation, biological process: mRNA splicing, via spliceosome.